This is a messenger RNA of Hippocampus zosterae (dwarf seahorse), 4037 nucleotides long. RefSeq names its product carbonic anhydrase Va (gene ca5a). Gene Ontology annotation, molecular function: zinc ion binding; carbonate dehydratase activity. Lineage: Eukaryota; Metazoa; Chordata; Actinopteri; Syngnathiformes; Syngnathidae. The record is from RefSeq and is a predicted model, not a curated record. The coding region runs from base 429 to 1379 and encodes 316 amino acids. The transcript has 7 exons. Gene Ontology annotation, cellular component: cytoplasm; mitochondrion.
CACUUUUUGACGGGUGGGAAGAGAGGACAUUUUGUACUUAUCGGUUAUCUUUUAAGAAUUCCAACGAGUUGACGCUGUAGGGUGACCGUUGUUGUUUUUUUAUGUUUUUCUUGGAGCGUAUGCCGAGAGAGAGAGAGAGGGAAAGAGAGAGAGAGAGAGAGAGAGAGAGAGAGAGAGAGAGAGAGAGAGAGAGAGAGAGAGAGAGAGAGAGCGAGAGAGAGAGAGAGAGAGCGAGAGAGCGAGCGAAAGCAGCCUGCUGUCAAUGCAGCUUCACGUCUGUCUAACUGACAGCUAACUUUGGGCUCGUUGAACAAUACAGCGGUUCGCUGUACGGUCAGGGGUGGGGGAAAGCACCACGGUGUGUGGGGAAUUCAUUUAUUUUUUGGUAGCCGACUGCUUUGAAAGAGGAAACGCGGGACUGCAUCAAGAUGGUCACUUUGUCAUCAGUAAUUCGACCUCUGACUUCUCAGCUUCACCGACAGCUCUUGAGACACACCAGGCUGAGUCAGUGGCUCACUCACGUCCGUGGAUGUAAUCUAACAGCCUGCUCCAGCAGAUAUGUGUUGUCGCAAAUGCAUCCCAUGUGGCAGGGCCCCCUGGCAGUUCCCGGAGGUGACCGCCAGUCUCCCAUUGAUAUUGUCGUCCGCAAGAGCGUCUUUGAUUCCCAGCUGAAACAUUUGAUCGCUGACUAUGACCCAACAACUUGCCAGCAAAUCUGGAAUAAUGGUUACUCCUUCUUGGUUGAAUAUGAUGACACGACGGACAAGUCAACUUUGAAAGGGGGCCCUUUGCAAGACAAAUUUAGGCUGUGCCAGUUCCACUUCCACUGGGGCGAGAGCAACGCCUGGGGGUCAGAGCACACUGUGGACAGGAGGUUAUUUCCUGCAGAGCUUCACUUGGUCCACUGGAACUCAGAUAAGUACAGUCUGUUUGAGGAGGCAGUGAUGGAGGACAAUGGCCUGGCGGUUAUUGGAGUCUUUCUCAAGGUGGGGAAGAGACACGAUGGCCUGCAGAAACUGGUCGAUGCUCUCCCUGCAAUCAGACACAAGGGAAGUGUGGUCGAGUUUACGAAAUUUGACGCUGGCUGCCUGUUGCCAAACAACACUGAGGAUUACUGGACGUACCAUGGCUCUCUUACAACGCCGCCUCUGACAGAGUCUGUCACCUGGAUCGUCAUGAAGCAGCCCAUAGAAGUUAGCCAUGAUCAGCUGGCUGUCUUCCGGAGCCUUCUGUUCACCUCGGCCGAGGAGGAGGUCCAGAAGAGCAUGGUGAACAAUUUCCGUGUGCAGCAGCCCUUGCGAGGUCGCACCGUGCGCUCAUCCUUCAGUCCCUUCCUCAAGGAGUCACCAUCUGACCAAGAUGACCAGCACACUCACUGAUGCCACCAAGUGCUCUACUCUGCAUUACUCUGCAUCCUGUUACAGUCGGCGCACCAAAACAAGUGUAUUUUCUUUAAAAAAAAAAGUAUUUAAAAGUAAAAUGCCAUUUAUAUUGUGCAUAUUGGUUUUACAAACUAACUGUAGUUUGACCGAUUUCUAGUCACAUAAAUUAUAUUUAUUUCAAAUUGACAAUUUGAUUUAUUGUGUAGGAGGUUCUGUCCAUCGGCAGCUGAAGACUCAAGAGCACUGUGUGCUGGCCACAGUCGGUAUAACAGAAAAUCCCACCUUUUUGCACCACUGACAGGCUUUGCAUCUUAUUUUUACUGAGUCUUUUUUUUUCCUUACACUGUCUGUGACAAGCACCCCCAUACAACAAAUUUGUCAAGCAACAUUAAUUAGCCCUUAAUUGGAUACAUUUACACAAGCCAGGUGUUUAUGUGAAUAUUUUUUUAUGGUAAAAAGAUAAUUUAGUCCAGUGCCUUAAAUUCAUGUUGAGCGGACUUCCACAGUUUAUGAUGAGAGGGACUCAAAUUGCCCUUCUACUGUGAGAUAUUUGAAAAGAAGGAGUCUGAAAUGACCUUACUUUGUUCACAAGUCUUGUGUUUACGUCUACUGCCACAUUCAUUGUGAUAGUUUCCCCCCCCACUCAAGGCCUAGUCAAGUGUCAUGAAAAGGAAGAAGCACCCCCUUCCCUGUGUAGUCACAGUACUUUAUGAUGUGUUUGUGCCUCUUCACAAUUUUGCCAAAGCUGAAGCAGCUUUCAUUGAAACGAGAUCAACCGACUCUCAAUAAUAUCCAUCAAUUAUGCCUUGAAGGGUCAAUCUUACUAUGCAACAUUCGGCCAAGAGGGACGCCUUUUGAGACACCACGUAGACAAAAACGCAGCAAGGCACAUGAUAAAAUGAAGGUCAGAGGGGACUCGGGAUGAAGCGAAAUGAUUCUACUUGAUGAGUGUAUCUGACUGUGAUAGUAAGCGAUGGCCACUAUUCAUCUUCAUUUGAGAAGAAGAAAGGCUGAGCACUCACGCUUGUCAUUUUAAUCCCAAUGUAACAAUAUUAUUGCGCAUACUGACCCCACUCCCCUCUUGAAGUAGGCUUUUCUCUCAUGAUGUCAGACACCCGCCCUGAGCCAUCUCCCCAGUUGGUCCUUGUUGUUGCCCAAGUGGACUGGAUGUGGAAUGAAAAGACAUAAUACUUGCAAGUGAAAUGAACAGGUUGCGUAGACAACACACGAACCAGGAGGAGCAGGUCAUGGGUGGAGGUGGUCCGUUUUGAUAUCGCUUGCUGGCCAUAAUAUGGAAAACAGUUGGUUUCUAUGUUAUUGUUGGUGUUUUUCCAUCGAAUGCAACACAACGCUGCCUUCAUCACGUGUUUCACAGAUGCAUUUGACUGCACAUUAUCUGCCUUCAUGUAUCAUGGCAUUUUAUGAUGUGAAACUUCAUUGAUUCCUAUCGGAAUGCUAUGAAUAUAAACAUCCAUUCAUUAUCUGAACCGCGUAUGCCCAUGAGGGUCGCGGGCGUGCUGGAGCCUAUCCCAGCUGUCCUCAACCAGUAGGCGGGGUACAAAGUCAAUAUCAAUUUCAUAUAGCUUCCUUUUUUACAAUCAGUAUUUAUUCACUGAUGAUUUCAAUGUACUGGCCAUUUUGUCUCUGUCGGCCGACAUGUUAUGAGUAUCUCUGCUUGUGUGUCUCUGACUUUUUUUAGCACUCUAUCAAUGAAUCUGACAUUAUGACAUGCGUUAUUUUUACAAAUCAAUUGCUAUUAUUAUGCUUGUUUUCAUUGUGUCUUUUAUCAUCUGCAGCCCCUUGCAAAGCGUUUCAUAGACUGUCCAAGGAUAUGUACGUUGCACACUUUCUAUAUGCACUACAUAUUCGGACUGCUUAUUUGUUCAUGGGGCAGUCAACAUUCCUGGAGAGCGGGGACUCAUCAAAGUCUGUCCUCUCACAGCAUGUCUUUUUGGAUAGCUUGUUGUCCUGCCGUGCGACCGGGAACAGUUUUGCUCCUCAAGACCUUUGAUUUUAAAGGAAUGUAUAAAAACAUGUUAAUUGUCCAGAUGGAAAUGGGCGGAAACUGACAUUCAUUCGUGUCAUAGCAAUAAAAUGGUGUUUAAUGCAAUAAAAACUCUGUCUGAUUUUGUGUGUGUGUGUGUAUGUGUGUGUGUGUGUGUGUGUGUGUGUGUGUUUGCGCGUACUCUGAUUACAAACCAGUGCCGCGGUUUUAAUUGUACAGUACAUGAUAGUGACCAAUGUAGACACACAGGGUCAAAAUUAUGAGUACCCUUGCUAAAGAAAAGACAAUCUACAACAGUCCUUGAAAUAACAUAAAACUGUUAAAAGUAAUAAAUGAACAUUUACUGAGAAUGAGCUCAUGAAAAACUGCGCAGAUGGUAUGUUGAAACUCCUUCCACAAUUAUACAACGGGAUGAAGAUUGGGGCUCAGAUUAAGCCAAUGCUCUGUACUUAGUCAUUCGUAGGUGUUUUUCCACUGUGUGCUUUGUGUCAUGAUGACCCACGGCCUUCAGCUGAAGCCAAACCUCCUUGUAGCAUAUGGCCGUUUACCAUACUGCUACACGAUGUCACGGCAGUGUCGUAAAGCAUUGGUUGGUUGAGUGACGACUCGCACCUGUUACGUCAGUUGAAUAAAGACCUUUGAAAAAGUAA